CUCAUCCCCUCCAGCUCUAGCUCUGUGUACAUCCGAAAAGAUACUGCUAAGAAAGUGAAAAGAAGAGAAGCAGAAGAAAAAGGAAACUUUCAAAAAAUGAAGAUGCUCUCAGUUCUACUUCUGCUGAGUGCCCUCCUGGGUGCCCACACAGUGCCCUCCCGGCGGCCCAAGUGCUACAAGAGGGUCCUGCAUGACCACAGCUGUCACAGCAUUCCCGAAGGCAUGGUGAGCCUCCGGCAAGUUGAUGACAACCUGCAGGAUCACUUUUGGGAAGGAGAAGGCUGCGAGACCAUCUGUUACUGCAACUUCAAGGAACUGCUCUGCUGUCCAAAGGAGAUUUUCUUUGGAUCGAAGAUAUCUUUCGUGAUUCCCUGUAACAGCGAGUGAUCAACACUGAGCCUGUCACUGAGGACAACGGGCAUCAUUCCACAAUCACAAAAUACGCUUUCAAGAGAAAAAACAAAGCCAGCAACAGCCAAAACAAAACAAAUUUCCUCUCUAAGUACACUGUAGAAACUAUCUUUCUGCUGGAAAAAAAUUUCCUCUCUAUGCUUUGUGAAAUAUGUAAAAAUUUCUCCUUUUGGAUAUGGUAGCUGCCUUAAUUAGCUCCAUAUGGAUGUGAAAGACUGUACCUGCUCAUAAUUGUCCCUGCAUUUAUCUCCUAGCAAAUAAUAUAUAAACAUAUGUGUGUGAGUGUAUCCUUUUAAUAACUA
Centrocercus urophasianus (Greater sage-grouse) is the source of this 713-nucleotide messenger RNA. RefSeq names its product stimulator of chondrogenesis 1 (gene SCRG1). The transcript has 3 exons. Lineage: Eukaryota; Metazoa; Chordata; Aves; Galliformes; Phasianidae. The record is from RefSeq and is a predicted model, not a curated record. Bases 97 to 387 code for a protein of 96 amino acids.